CUGAGUGUCAUACAAAUGCCACGUUAAAAUUGUCUUGUUUGUUUCAUUUUUACAAUAAGUUUCUAGAUUUUAUAAAAUGAAAAUUUUACUUGUGAUAUUGUUAAUUGCUCAAACGUUCCCUUCAUCAAAAGCUAAAGAUCUAUAUGAGUACACAAAAGAUAAUGUUUUAAGUAAACCUAAAUUUGAAGAACUCAAGCUACUCGCUCAAUUUCUCAUUGAUAAUGCUGCAGAAUCUAUUAAACCUACAUUAGAAGAAAAUUUUAAUCAUGCUUUUACGACGAAAUGGAAGAGUAGUAAUGAAUUCGAUAAAUACGUUACUGAUUUUUUGAGUAAAAUAGAAAAUCAAAUUUUUGAUGCUGAAGAUAAAACGAUCCGGUCAAGAUCAAAGCGUUAAAUAAAAUAUGGUAGUAAAAACUUUUACUAAGCCAUUUAUGCAGUGUAUAAAUUUUUGGAUUAUAGAAAAAUACAGACAAUUAUUAAUAGAGCAACUAAUUAAAACACGAAAAAUGGAUUAGAAUAAUUUAAAAGAGAAAUGAUUGCGAUGAUGUAGAAAAAUAUUUAAAUAAUACAAUAAUAAAUUAAAUUAUUAAAUUAUACAUUAUUUUAUCUAUAAUUGAUUAAAAUUAAUCAUAAUAA
Messenger RNA from Phymastichus coffea, 636 nucleotides. RefSeq lists its product as uncharacterized. Bases 77 to 394 code for a protein of 105 amino acids. The record is from RefSeq and is a predicted model, not a curated record. Lineage: Eukaryota; Metazoa; Arthropoda; Insecta; Hymenoptera; Eulophidae. The transcript is spliced from 2 exons.